UUCACGUCAGCAGCUGGAACAAGGGUAAUUUGCUGCUUAAAAACAGUGAGCAAAAUCGCAUUUUGCUCACUGAGUGAGACAAAAUAACAUUCAAGUGACCUUCAUAUUCGAAUGUCAUUUCAACGUGCGGGGCCUGAUACAAGUUCGAAGUAUUUGGAUUCUAUUGUCUUUGUCCCUUUCACGUCAUUAGCAAAAAGAAAGAGACAAAAAAAGUGCAUACGUAAUUCAACGAUAUAUUGACGGUUUAUAAUAGACCCCCGAAAUAAGUCAGACCGCAUCGUUCCAAAACACCCUACGAGUCUUCAUUCGUAAUAAUUAAUUAAUUAAAUAAAAGUUUAAAAUUUAAUAAAAAUACCAUAUUUUACGUAUUUUAUUAUACAAUCAAAACAAUGUACUUAUACAAAUUUACGCAAUUGUUACGCAGUAAAUAAUUCUACUUAACGACUUUUAACGAUCUCUACUAUAGUUGACAAAUAGUAGUAUCCGCAAUUCGGACCGUAUCUUAUAAAGUUUUUUUUAACAAAAAAAGUUGACGAUUGAACUGUCAAUUGAUGUUCGUUAAUUCAUUAUUUUCGUAUCAUUUUAUUGAAAUUUCUUUCGUUUUGUUUUAUUGCGGUAAUUAAAGUUAACUGUUAGAAUACCUUCAGAAAACAUGAGUGAAAUAGUGAUGAAGACGGAUUACAUUUUUUCAGGGGUCCGACAACAAGGCCAAACGCAUUUCAUCAAAAAAAAGUGUAGCAAUAUUAAUUGCUAUUUUACUAAAAACAGAACAUUAUUCGGUGAUCUCAGACAUGACUCUACAAUACCCUACAGAUUCAUAUCAAUAUACAACAACCGCUCAGAAGAGCUGGGCUCUCAUUUUCCCUGGCCUUUACUCACAGAACCUAUCAACCCAAACAUUAAAUCUCUUUUCUCAACUAAAUCCAAAGCGGCAGCGGCCAUUAUAGAUGUAUGCAAAUCUAACAGCAACCGAGAAAACUUCGUGUAUUUACUACAGACGGCCAUGGCUAAAUAUAACCUAACUUUAGAUGUCUUUGGCAAUUGUGGCAUGAAACAGUGUAAGAGAAGAUCGUUUGGAGCAUGUAAUUGGAGAUUGAAGAAUCAGUACUUUUUCUAUUUGGCGAUGGAAGACUCGAUAGACCAUGAUUUUGUUACUGAUACUGUUUUGAGGGCGUAUAAGAAUAAUGUUGUGCCGGUGGUUUAUGGUGGAGCGAACUAUAACCAUUACCUACCGCCCCUGUCCUACAUCGACGCAAUAAAACUGGGCACCCGAGAAACAGCCAAAAAAAUGUACGAGAGCAUCAAAAACAGAGAGCAAUACUACGAAUUCUUUAAAUGGAGAAAUCAAUACCAAGUCCGAGCUUCUACUCCCCUAGAUGCUUGUGUUCUGUGUAAGAAGUUCGCAGAACUGCGGUUGAAGGGAAGGACAAGUUAUGACAUGUUUAGACAAUGGUGGCUCCCAAGGUACGCUGAACGGUGUUGGGUAGCUUCUCUGAACGGGGAAUCAGUGGAAUCACCGGGACCACGGUUUGGAGGAAUAAAAAACUAAAAAGGACAUAAAACAUUACUUGGAUCGGUUUAAGUCACUUUUAUGUGAUGUUAAUUUAAAUUCUUAGAUUAUCAGAAGAACUAAACAAUUUCGAUAUUUGAAGCAACUUUCGACGUCUCUAGAAUGAGUAAAUAAGGGUCCAACUAUCUUUAGUACUCCUUGUGCAAUUCCUGGGGUAACAUUAAUACAAUAGAACUAAAUUUGUAAUGAACCUGAAAUAAAAAUAAUGUUUCUACAAGUUUCCGUUGCAUGUUAUUAAAGCAUAUUUUUCGAAAGAGUGACUAAAUGAUAACCACUUUGUCAAAAUCUGGACAAAAAUCUCUCACUCGCAUUUUUAUGCAUUAAGUUUUGUACUGCUAUUUUAUUUAUUGCUCUUUCCCGAAAUAAUAAAUAUUAAUCAGAUGAAGCUUGAAUCACUUAGGUAAAUCAAAAUGUGACAUAAUGAGAAAUGUAACUUAAUGAUAUGUAUAACAUGCUUUCACGUAUCGACUACUAUGUACCUUUCUGAAAGCGACGACAUCGCAUCGUACCAACUUGUCCUUCGGCAAAUAACUACCUAAUUAUAACCUCUCGCGUCGAGUGAUAGUCCCCAUGACAGUUCCUUCAAGUCUCUUAAGAAAUAAUGAAAAAUAUGUUUUUACCGUUUUUUAUUACUUAAGAGGGAAGAAUAGCUUUUCGAACCUGACGCAAUAACGGUAAUUUUUCUAUGUAAUUCUAUUUUAGGAGAAAACUUUUUCCACUAACUAAAUCUUAACAAAUCACUUUGAUUUUGAAAUCGAUCGCUUCAGCAUAAUAUUCUACAUUAAUAGCUUUUGCUUUUUUGAGAUUUUUUUAAAAAUUGUUUUGCACAUAAAAAAAAGGAAAACGUAUCAACCUAGUUUUUCAUACAAAAAAAUCAUGGAGAAAUGAAAUUAUGUAGAAGUGUAAAAACGUUUUCUCUUUUUGUAUGUACGAUCACGUGGUAUACUUGCCCCUUAAAAUGUAUAUUUCUAAAUAAAUUAAUUUGCUAAGCUUCCAAAAAAAAUCUACAAAAAUUGUACGAGACAGCUACGCCAUAUUAAAAUGAAAUGUCAUUGGUACCAUCAUUCGACGUGAGAGGUAUAAUGUAGCUCUUUAUAGUUCGUGUCAUCCACGAUAACGCGCAGAUUUGUCAAAUGUAACCUUUAAUAACAUGAUAUUACGAGUCAAGGCACAUGUCUUCGUGAAUGACAUUAUCUAUACCACCAAACUAUCCUACCUGUCAUCCAAAUACCAAUUAUAAUCCAAAAUACCUACUCAUUCUAUCAAAAACUACCCUCAUAACCCCACAAUAAAGUUAAACCCGCGGAUUACUUUCCCAAUCGGCGGCGGAUUAAAAGUUAAAUUAUUUUAACCGAUUAAAACGUAUGAUAAAAUGGCGUCCUGGUGGCCGAUUCUAUUUUAACAAUUUGAUAGAGUCAAACGAAGAUAAGUUGGCAGCAAUUUUGAUAGUAUUAUUUUAAACGUCAAACUUUUAUGAAAUUAUGAUGUUUAAUUAAAACUUGCACAGGCUGGGCUAUGAAAAUCGCUGCCAACAAUUAGCUUGUUCUGACUCUAUGAUUUUCAUCAUGUUUUGAUACCUUAGAGUCAAUUUUAAAUAAAUAAAUUAAUGAAUGAUGCUUUUAUUCGAAAUACACAUACACAACAACAUUAAAAUAGGCUUCAAUCUAGGUAAAUUAGAAGUUACAGUGCUACGGGUAGUUCCAGGAAAGAUAAAGAUAAUUUCUUUUGCAUUAGACUUUAAUAAAAGGAUGUUUCGCAGCACAUGAGUAGAGUUACGAAGCUUAUUUUCAGUGUACCCAUUGACACGUAAUUUACCUAAACAUUUGUUAUGAUUUUAGCUGGUUUUAAAACGACCUUGAUCGUCUCGGUAAUUGACGUGCACCUCACCAAGGGGAAUUGAUAGUAAUAGAAUGGAAAAGUCAAAGAAAAAACGUCCUCUUUAUUUUGACAUCCAAAACAGAUGGCGCUGUAUGUUUUGCGGUCACUAAAUUGUCAGACGUCAACUUUUAACAGUCAGUUUUUCAGUGUGAGUUACUGCAAUACGUAUCGUUAUACGGCGCCAUCUCGUUUACCUGUUAAAUUCGAAGCACGAAUUGUCUUAGAUUAUACACAUCUCACUCAAUCAAUGUAUCUUUCAUCUCACGCACGAGUUUCAUGUCAUUUCACAUGCAUCAAUCAUGUGUGUGAUCUUCAAGAUCGUAUCAAAACAAACAGAUUUUGAACUCAAAACCAUAACAUUUUUUUUUUAUAUCAGAAUCGGGCUCCGUGUUAAUUUAACUUGUGCAUUGUCGAUUUGUUUAUGGCUGGCGACACGCCCUGCCUUGUUUUGGAGUUUAAUUUAUAGGUUUACACAUGUUUUGGUGUUCUGUGUUUCAUGUAAAGUAAGGCGGUCGAUUUGCAAAAACUGGAGCGGCAUUUGAACAUACAAUUCAUUCAUUAUUUUAAAAUUCAUUCAUUUUUUUGCGCGGCAGCGCCAACAGUCUCCUUGCCACAGUCGCGGACAGGGUAGAUGGCGCUUUCUGGCAGUACUGGAGUAGCCUACAUGCUUAAAUAGUUUAUGUAUAUAACAUAUAAGUAGAUUAUAACAUGGUUAUUAACAUAGGUUUAGUAUAUUCAUAAGUUACUAAUAUGAUAUGGAAAUUUAAUUCUGCAAUAAAUGAUUAUUCUAUUUUAUUUAAAAUUAUGGCUUCAGUCCAGUGGAACUAUUUUGCCAGUAUCAAGGAAUUAGGAACUUUAAAUACGUGUGGUUUGUACAAGACGGUGUACGGUGAUUUUAAUAGGUCUUGUAAGACGAUAGCUGGACUUUACAAGUAGACCGUGGACUAGACUAUCGGCCGUUGACUCCAACAUGGUGGUUAAACGCGUUUCAAGAUUAAUUCUCCUUUCACUGCACACUACCACAUUACUUUGCGGUAUAAUAAGCUAUCGAUAUUACACUUUAAAUAAUAUUAAUGAGCAAAAAACAAAGGUAUUAAUCACGAGGCAUCAAAGUGCUCGAACCGGAAGUCCAAACAUACAAAAGUGAUUCUAAAUCUGUUGUUGUGGGAAUGUGGAAAUGACAUAAAUUUGUAAUUUUGUAACGAUCUCCAAGCGUAUGGAUCCUUGCAGUAAAAUAAGUGGGACAUUCUCCAGAUUUUUGCCUGCGUCUAAACUCCGUCGAACCAAACUAAAAGUAUGAAAAGUUUAACAGAGUUGAGUCUGACCGCAGCCAUAUAAUUUGAGAAUGAUACAUGUGUUUUUUUAAGUCACCUAGCCGCACCCCCAGCCUAUAGAAGGUGAAGGUAAGGAAUGAAAUCUCCAUGUACCAAAAAGUGUCAUCAAAAAACCUUAAAUAGGUGGCACUACAAUACCUAGAAUACUUGAAAAUAAGUCAAAUCAUAGACACUUCGCACUUCACUCCGUCAGUAACGCCUAAGUUCUUAGCUACUCUACUCUGGAGAGAUUUGGAACUAUUAUCUAUAGCUGACAACUGGACACUUUGCAACAGUUCUGCCAUAAAAGAUUUCACUCCUUUUAAAUCCACACUCCAUACCGCAGCCAUACAAUU
Cydia pomonella (codling moth) is the source of this 5117-nucleotide messenger RNA. RefSeq names its product alpha-(1,3)-fucosyltransferase C-like. The transcript is spliced from 4 exons. Lineage: Eukaryota; Metazoa; Arthropoda; Insecta; Lepidoptera; Tortricidae. Bases 653 to 1549 code for a protein of 298 amino acids. The record is from RefSeq and is a predicted model, not a curated record. Gene Ontology annotation, cellular component: membrane. Gene Ontology annotation, molecular function: alpha-(1->3)-fucosyltransferase activity.